Artibeus jamaicensis (Jamaican fruit-eating bat) is the source of this 2997-nucleotide messenger RNA. RefSeq names its product POM121 transmembrane nucleoporin like 2 (gene POM121L2). The record is from RefSeq and is a predicted model, not a curated record. The transcript has a single exon. Gene Ontology annotation, biological process: protein import into nucleus; RNA export from nucleus. Gene Ontology annotation, cellular component: nuclear pore. NCBI's taxonomy places the organism in Eukaryota, Metazoa, Chordata, Mammalia, Chiroptera, Phyllostomidae. Gene Ontology annotation, molecular function: structural constituent of nuclear pore. The coding region runs from base 1 to 2997 and encodes 998 amino acids.
AUGGGCAGCUACCUGGGUAAACUGCGACCGUCGCCGUGCCCGGCAGAGGGGCGCACAGAUCUGGGCCAGACGCCGGUGACCCGCCGGCCCUCUCAGGCCCUUCACCAGGUCCACCGGGUUCAGCACGUCCACCGCGCCCACCCUGCCCCUCGGCUCAGACCUGCGAGAAGGCCCAGGACCUGGGACCCUGCCAACCCCGCCUCGUGGGUAGUGAAUGAGGCCUGGAAGCGCUUUCCCAUGAAGCGGCCCCCGAAUUCCAUCCUGGGGCCUCUCCCCGCAGACUGGUGGGAAAGUUACUUAAAGCGGACUGUCUGGUCUCUUCGGCACCCCAGGGCAGUGUGGAGCCCCGUGACCAUCAAAAUCACUCCUCGGAGGGGGCUCCCCACCAAGUCCCCAGCACAGGCCAUCAGCCUAGCGGGGCCCUCGCCCCCUGAGGAGCCCCCAGACCCACAUGCAAGGGAGACAGUGCUCAGGAGCCUGAGAGAGGGCACGAAAGGGGGACUGCGGCUGGAGGGGACACCGUCCCCAAACCCUGAAAGGCUGGACAGUAAGCGGAGGAGUCCAGACGCCAGACCGUGCGCAUUUAAGCCUCUGACCAGAAGUGGAGACUUCGCUUCCUUUGUGCCGAGUCUUGGGCCUCUGAAGAGAAGCCUGGGCUCCUGGAACUCAGACCACAGCCUGAGGAGGAGGCCCGCUUCCUCCUCUGUGAGCUCCCUGGCCAGCUCACACGCAGGAGGGCCCUUCCGUUCCAAAAGAAAUGCAAUUACGAGCUCUUACAGCUCUUCCAGAGAUUUCUCCAAGCCCUGGAAGAGAAACGUUCUCUACUCAUCCUUCCAGAUGCCCGAGUGGCCAGUGAAAAAGAAAACCAGCCAGCAGGAUCACUCUGCAGUCCCACUGGCGUCGAAGGAGUACCGAGCAGCGUCUGGCAACACUCGGCAGAAAAAUGAGGACAUUCCACAGCCAUGCUCUCGUCCUGGGGCUCUGCUGUCGCUGAGCCCACCUCUCCAGCUUGGUUAUGCAGACAUUGCUGAGGACCUGGCCUUGGGGGUGAAAGCUGGACUCCAGUGGGGCAGCAAAACCAGACAGGAUACAACAGAGGUCACCACGGGGUCUCCCCUAUUUGUCACUCUGCCUCCUGCAGGCACAGGUCCAACCCAGGGCCCAAAUCUUCAUGUGGCAUCUCCAGGCCCACUGGCCCCCCCACAGUGGAGGGCGGAGGAAAUCAGUGUGGCCCACUCAUCUCUGAAGACAGCCGGCCUGCUGGCCCCACCCCUAUGCUCGCAAUCGCAGCCCCUUCCAGGUCCCUCUUGGGACGAAAAGCCCACAACCGCCAUCACCAGUAUGACCCCUGCUUCUCCCACAUCACCUGCCACUGUCACCACACGGCCACCUCCGACCAGGCAGGCUGACAGGUCUGCCCGACCCCCAGACCCACCCACCAUGACCUCUACACGGAGGACUUUGUUUGGAAGGGCGAGGAGACCAGCUCGCCGUCUUUCUGCAUCUGCACCUCCUGCUGCAACUUCUGCUGACCCCGCAUGGAAACCCAUUUGGGGGCCCCCGGCCACCAGCGGGACUGGGGAGUCCUCACCUUCCAGGAUCUCAGUCACAGCUGCGGCACGUUCACCUCCAGGCAUCUCAGUGCCCGCCUUCGAGCCCAUCUUUGGCAGCACAGAACCGCUUACAAGGAUGCCCGUGCCAGCUCCCUCUUUCAGGCAGGCCUCCCCUCCAGCCCCUCCUGCCCGUACCCACCUCUGCCAGGGCCCGGUCAAGGCUGCCUCUGCGGCCGCAUCCACCCCCGCGGGCAGCGAGCCGCCUCUGGAUUUGCCUGUAGCGGAUGUUACCGGUGCUGCGGGCAACACUUGCUCUGUCCCUUCCACUUCUCACACUUUUCCCCUCGGGGCUUCCGGUGCUUUCAGGGCCAGCUUCUCCCCCGGCACAGGCUUCAUUGUCCCACCUCCCCAGCAUGCCACCAUUCCUGUGGGAAACGCAGCCAACGUCUUUAGCCAGGUUCCUCCCAGUGCUGCCCAGACACCCCCUGGUAAAAGCACUGCCAACUUUAGGCACAAGGGCAGCCCUCUGUCCGCCUCUGCCCUCGUAACCGCAGGCCCGUCCACACUGUUAUCUGGCAAAUCCAAUCCGAUCUCAGUAGUCACAGUUCCUUUGAGGUCAAGCUCAAAGUCACCUUUCCUUCUAUCCCUGGGAGCCCCUCCCCAGCCUGCAUUUGGGGCUGCAGGUGAGCAAAAGCAAGGGGCCCCCCAACCAGCCCUUGGCCCAAGCUUCAAUAGUUCCAUUUUUGGAAACUCAGCUGUGGCAUCCCCCACCCCAAGUCUGGCUCAGCCAGUCCUCAGCAGCCCCACACAGUCAGCUUUUGGGGUGUUGACACCCUCAGUCCCCACCUUGCACACCCUAGCCAGCAUCCAGCCAGACGUAGGCAGCGCCCCAGCAGGUUUCCCCCUUGGUCCAGCUGGCACCACUGGUUUUGGAGUUACCACCGAGACCCGCCAGAAUGGGGCUUCUGGCUCAGUGUUUGGCAGCACAGCCCCACGACCAUUUGCCUUUGGGGGAUUAGUGACCCCUAUGGACUGUGGGGAGUCUGGAGUCCCAAACAUGAGCUCUAAGUCUGGGGUGCUCUCCAUUGGAGCAAUGCCAAGUGGGGCCACUCACGCUGCCACACCCUUCGGAAAGGGCUGGAAUCAGAACACCCAGGGCCUGAGCAGCCAGAGCACCCCUUUUGCCUCGGGGAGGGUCAGCAUUUCUGCAAGGCAGGCUAUGCUUGGGGGUCCCCCCAUGGCCCCCUUAGCUCAGAGCAUCCCUGUCCCUAGGCCAGUUAAGACGGGCAGUAGCUUUGGGAAGCCCUCUCCACCUGCCAAGGGCUCUGUCGGGAGAGGGUCUUUUAAAUCACCAGCCCCUUCAUUUUCCAUUGGUGCAAAACCCAAAACCCCCAAAAAUAGAGAACGAGGGCAUCCCCGAAGGCACCACACCCACAAGAAAUAG